This is a messenger RNA of Arachis stenosperma, 585 nucleotides long. RefSeq lists its product as uncharacterized. The transcript is spliced from 3 exons. NCBI's taxonomy places the organism in Eukaryota, Viridiplantae, Streptophyta, Magnoliopsida, Fabales, Fabaceae. The record is from RefSeq and is a predicted model, not a curated record. Bases 1 to 528 code for a protein of 175 amino acids.
AUGGAAGCAGCACCAGAGCAAGGAGAGAGAGGAAGCAGAACACAGAUGCUAACAGGCACGGUUUUAGGGAUAGAUCACACCGAUCUCUUUUACAGAGUCUGCGCUCUUUGUGAAAGGACCCUUUCCUUUCCCUCCGGUGAUGAUUCUGAUGCCCCAGCUUCUUCCCUCUGCAAAUUCUGCCACCCGCACCCUGCUUCUGCCUCCUCUGCCUCCAAAAGACUCUUCCGAAUCCUGAUGUCGGUUGCGACAGAAACGAAGGUAUUCAGUGUCAUAUGCUUCGAUAGAGUUGCCAGGGUUCUGUUCGGUUGUUCUGCAGAUGACUUCUUUCACUUUGCAAAGCUCCACCCUUUUUGUGGUGUGACUGUAAAUGAGAUUCUGGAGGGAGAGAUGUUCACUAUGACUCUAACCAAGCCCCUCAAUGGCAAUGCUAGACAUCUAAGGCUUGCAUCCGCUGUACCUUUGAGCUCUACAUUUCAGCCCAUCAUUCAGGUUUUAAGAGAAUACUACACAUCAUCACAUACUAGUUAGUCACAAUUUAUUGUGUAAAAUUUUAAGUGAAAAUCAUUUUACAGUGGCAUAAUUAAG